ACUGUGCAAAAAGUUGUGCGUAGAAUAAACUGAGUCUCGUUGAAAGUGUGCUAUAUGAAAAACAGCUUAUUUUAUUUUCGGCUUAAAUUCAGGCGAUAAAUCAAAUUUAAGACGAUGGGAGAUAAUGAGCAGAAAGCGUUACAGCUGAUGGCUGAGGCCGAAAAGAAACUGACUCAGAAAGGUUUUCUUGGUUCCCUUUUUGGUGGUUCCAAUAAGAUUGAAGAUGCGAUUGAGUGCUAUCAACGGGCCGGGAAUAUGUUUAAAAUGUCGAAGAAUUGGACUAAGGCAGGGGAAUGUUUUUGUGAGGCAGCAAAUUUGCAUGCACGCUCUGGAAGCCGACAUGACGCUGGUCUUUGUUACGUCGAUGCUUCAAACUGCUACAAAAAGGUUGAUAUUGAGUUCGCCGUUACAUGCUUGAUGAAAUCCAUUGACAUAUAUACAGACAUGGGACGAUUUACAAUGGCAGCAAAACACCAUCAAAGCAUCGCUGAAAUGUAUGAGAGCGACCACAAUACGUUGGCUAAAGCUAUACAGCAUUACGAACAGGCUGCGGACUAUUUUAAGGGCGAAGAGUCUGUUAGCUCUGCCAACAAGUGCAUGCUCAAAGUUGCUCAGUAUGCUGCUCAAUUGGAGGAUUAUGAGAAGGCCAUAUCUAUAUACGAGCAAGUUGCUGCCUCGUCGCUUGAGAGUUCGCUGCUUAAAUACAGUGCCAAGGAGUAUUUCUUCCGUGCUGCUCUCUGUCACUUAAGCGUUGAUCUGUUAAAUGCGCAGCACGCCAUCGAAAAGUAUUCACAGCAAUAUCCGGCUUUCCAGGACUCUCGGGAGUAUAAGCUAAUCAAGAUUCUGUGUGAGCACCUAGAGGAGCAGAACAUAGAUGGAUUUACUGACGCAAUAAAGGAUUAUGACAGUAUUUCACGCUUAGAUCAAUGGUAUACUACAAUCUUACUUAGAAUUAAAAAGGCAGCAGACGAGGAUCCCGACUUACGAUAAAAACAUUAAACAUAUGUAACAGUUAAAGUAUAGUAAAAUACUAACCUUACUAGCGUCAAUAUUAAUUACAGUUUUAAAUAAACCUCCUUUCGGUUUUCUAUUUAGCCGGUCUUGAA
Scaptodrosophila lebanonensis is the source of this 1106-nucleotide messenger RNA. It is a transcript of the gene alphaSnap, whose product is annotated as alpha-soluble NSF attachment protein. Gene Ontology annotation, cellular component: vacuolar membrane; SNARE complex. Gene Ontology annotation, molecular function: soluble NSF attachment protein activity; syntaxin binding. The coding region runs from base 115 to 990 and encodes 291 amino acids. Gene Ontology annotation, biological process: SNARE complex disassembly; intracellular protein transport. Lineage: Eukaryota; Metazoa; Arthropoda; Insecta; Diptera; Drosophilidae. The transcript has 4 exons. The record is from RefSeq and is a predicted model, not a curated record.